CGUACACUUCGGGACAGGGGCGAGGCAGAAGUAGCACAGGCACCGUAUACCCUCGAGGAGAUCAGAACGCAAAAGUCCAAAACCCGCUCGAUCGCCUGCGACAAUGGGCAAGAACACCGACAAACUCUACGUCACCGCAUCAGAAUGGAUGUCGGGAGACCACUCCGCCUCCGGCGGUGUAACCGCCCGCAAACAAGCCCAAACAUUCAAGAGGCUACCAUACAACUAUUGCGCACUCUCCCUCCAACCAUUCGAGCACCCCGUCAUGGCAUCCGACGGCACGAUCUUCGAUAUCCGACACAUCGUCCCUUGGCUCAAGAAACACGGCACGAACCCCGUGACGGGGGAGAAGUUGGAGGCUAAAGAUUUGAUCAAGUUGACGUUUGGCAAGAAUGAGGCUGGUGAGAAUUGUGAUCCGGUUACGUUCAAGGUGUUUACCGACAACACCCACCUCGUCGCGAUCAAGACGAGUGGGAACGUGUUUGCGUACGACACAAUACAGCGACUGAACGUCAAACAGAAGAACUGGCAUGAUCUCGUAACGGACGAGGUGUUCACAAAGAAAGAUAUCGUCACGAUCCAGGAUCCACAUAAUCUGCAGCAGAGGGAUAUGUCGACAUUCAAAUACCUGCAAGAAGGGAAGUCGACACCAGCACAGGACGCAAAAGACGAAGAAGCAAAGGAUUUGUUGAGUGGGAUCAAUACGGCCGCAACAGGCUCAGCAGCAAAGAUCCUCAAAGCACGACAAGCCGUCGCAAACUUCCGCUCAAAAUCCUCCAACCUAAGCACCAACCCAGCCCUCCACAACCCACCUCCCAAACCCUACAACGCCGCAAUCUACACAACAGGAAUGACAGCCGCCUCCCUAACCUCCACCUCCAUAACCCCCCAAACAAGCACUAACCUCGCAAUCCUCUCAGAAGAGGACUAUCUGCUGGUACCAAAACGCGUCAAACACAAAGGCUACGCACGGAUCCAAACAUCCCACGGCUCACUCAACAUCGAACUGGACCCCACGCACGCUCCUAAGGCUGUGUAUAAUUUCGUGCAGUUGAGUAAGGGGGGAAAGUAUAAUGGUGUCGUAUUCCACCGGAAUAUUCCGGGCUUCAUGAUUCAGGGCGGAGAUCCUACGGGUACGGGUCGGGGUGGAAAGAGCUUCUGGGGAAAAGAUUUCGCGGACGAAUUGGGCGGCCCACGGCGCCACGACGAACGCGGAACGCUAUCAAUGGCAAACCGCGGUAAAAACACGAAUUCGUCACAAUUUUUCAUCACGUACGGGCCUGCCUCGCAUCUCGACAACAAGCAUACCAUCUUUGGCCGCGUGGUGGGUGGGAUGGAGGUUCUUGACGCUUUAGAGCGGGUUCCGGUCGAUUCUGGUGAUCGACCCGUGCGGGAGGUGAAGAUGGUUGAUGUUGUUGUUUAUAUUGAUCCGUUUGAGGAAUUCCAUAAGGAGCGACUUGAGCGGGAGGAAAAAGAGCAGAGGGAAGCCGAGGAGGCGAAGGUUGUAAAGGAGGAUGAUGUGAAGACUUGGACAGGGAGGAGUGUUGCUGGCGCUGGGGCAAAGAAGAUUGAGGCACCGGGAGCUGGUGUUGGGAAGUAUUUGGCGGAGGCGUUGAAGCAGCAACGGCAACAGGAGGGCUCGAGUGAGGGAGAGACUCAGGAGCCGGCGAAGAAGAAGCGGAAAGCAGGUGGGUUUGGGGAUUUCUCGUCGUGGUAGCAUUGAGCAUAUGUAGACUCGCAAUGGCGACCAAAGUUCACACACGCGAAACCAGUCCAUUCCUGCCUUCAUGACCUAGGGAAUCAAUAAUCCUAAAAG
Messenger RNA from Saitoella complicata NRRL Y-17804, 1816 nucleotides. RefSeq lists its product as uncharacterized. Gene Ontology annotation, cellular component: catalytic step 2 spliceosome. Gene Ontology annotation, molecular function: peptidyl-prolyl cis-trans isomerase activity; ubiquitin-ubiquitin ligase activity. The transcript has 2 exons. Bases 104 to 1717 code for a protein of 537 amino acids. The record is from RefSeq and is a predicted model, not a curated record. Gene Ontology annotation, biological process: protein polyubiquitination; protein peptidyl-prolyl isomerization; protein folding. NCBI's taxonomy places the organism in Eukaryota, Fungi, Ascomycota, Saitoellomycetes, Saitoellales, Saitoellaceae.